UCUCCCGGACAUGGCGGGAAUGAUUUUUUCACUCUUUCUACUGUGCAACAAAAGAAAAAGCCACCUGUAAAUUGGGGAGAGAGAGAUUCAUUCAAUUCUCUAAACCGGGUAGUUAACAGAUAGUAAACAGUAAAAGAGAGAUUUGAAUGGCCUUUGUCUGGGCCCAGGUGAUUCAAACCCAGCAGACAAUUAUAUGGAACGAGAAAUAAAAGCCAAAUUUUACUAGCAGUCCAAGCUGUGCGUGCUCCUGUUAGGCAGGCCGUGCCCUCCAUGACGGCAGAGCCAGUGGGCCAUUUGCAUGGAAGGACCAGUUGAAUGAAGAGACCAGAUUCUCACUACCUGGCAUGCAAAAUCAUCAGGGCAGCAGUUAACACACACACACAUACACACACACACACGCACACACACACGCACGCACACACACACAGGUGUGUCUGCUGCCGUGGCCUCCCUCCAGAGGUAUGGAAAUGAGCACUGAGAUUUGCGCUUUCUAACCGCUGAAUAGGGUGAGGGGGGGAGGAUGGUUAGAAGACACACACAUAGGAGGAUUACAGUGAAGAGGGAGGCACAGAUCAGCUGUGAGCACAGUGUCUGUGGACAGGUGAGGGGUUGCAAGGUUUAAGGUGAUGUGGUGGAGUAGAUGCAGUUCCAGUUAGAGUUUGAGUCGAGUUAAAGUUUGAGUUGCGAUUGUAAGUAAAGCUACAUAAUCAGUUAGAUUGGUUCAAAGGAGGCUCAAGGAAAGAAAAUCAAGGAUGCCACGUUCAUUUCUGGUGAGGAGGAAGCGAGAAGCGUGCGGUGUAUGGACGUGGGGAGAUGCUCAAAACUCAUCCUGGAUCAAUCACAUCUGUGCAGCAGUGGCAGUAAAGGCACCUGGCAUUGUCGGUCUGCAGUCAGUGCCGACAUUAAACAGUGCUCCUUCUGGACCGGUAAACACAUCCAGCAGUGCUGACCUAGAGGCAGCUUAUGUGUCCAGCAGUAAUGAAUCAGGAACAAUGAGUCCUGAGCACUGCCACUCUCAGCAGCCUCCUCAGAGUCUCUUUCAGACAGUUCCUUCGUCUGAUCCAGCCUCAGCCACCAGAGCCAAGGUUCCUGCCCCCAGCUCUGGAGACUUCCAGUGUCCUGUGUGCCAUAAAAUUUUCCCACUCCAGCGCAUGUUGACGCGACACCUGAAGUGCCACAGCCUUAUCAAGAGGCACCCGUGCAGGUACUGCGGCAAAGGCUUCAACGACACCUUUGACCUGAAGAGGCACAUGCGCACACACACAGGUGACGACACUCUACACACGCACCUCUUGCAGAGAUCUGUACCCGCUAGAAGCCCUCCGUUUCUCACCCACACACCCCUGUGUGCAGGUAUCCGGCCGUACAGGUGCGAGCUGUGCGAGAAGGCUUUCACGCAGCGCUGCUCGCUGGAGUCUCACCUGCGCAAGAUCCAUGGCGUGAGGCAGCAGUACGCGUACCGGCAGCGCCGCUCCAAGAUCUUUGUGUGUGAGGACUGCGGCUUCACUUCCAGCCGGCCCGACGAGUACUUCAUGCACGUGCGUCAGAGGCAUCCGGAAAGUCCUGCACUGCGCAGAUACUACCGCAAACACAUGCAGGAAACGCCCACUCAGCCCCGCAUCUCGCCCUUCAUGCUCUACCCAACCACAGCGUUUUACAUGUGAAACCCAACGCACUGUUUCUCUGAGCCUCUGCUGCCGCUGCAUACGUGAUAACACGAGCAGGCAGCUUCAUGUAGGCCCACUGGCAUGAUGUUAUACAAAUACGCUAUAUGGCCAAAGGUUUGUAGACACCUGACCAUCACACCCACAUGUGUUUUUUGAACAUCCCUUUCCAGAUUUAGUUCCCCUUUGCCAUUAUAAUAACCUCCACUCUUUCACUCUGAGAAGGCUUUCCAGUAGAUUUUGGAGUGUGGCUGUGGGGAUUUGUGCUUUAGCAUGAGCAUUAGUGAGGUCAGGCACAGUCAGCAUUCCAGUUCAUCCCAAAGGUGUUCAGUGGGGUUGAGGUCAGGGCUCUGUGCAGGCCACUCAAGUUCUUCAACGCCAGCCUUGGCAAACCAUGUCUUUAUGGACCUCACUUUAUGUACAGGGGCACUAUCAUGCUGGAACAUGUUUACGCAUCUUAGUUCCAGUGAAGGGAAACUGUAAUGCUACAGCAUACAAAAACAUCCUAUUGUGUGCUUCUAACUUUGUGGCAACAGUUUGGGGAAGAACCACCUAUGGGUGUGAUGGUCAGGUGUCCACAAAUGUUUGGCCAUAUAGUGUAUGUGAAGGUGGACAGUGUAUAAAAAAUUUAUUGGGGUAAAGUCUGCUGUUUUAUAUCAGAUUUUGUAACUGUUUUUCCAUCUUUAACAUAUUUCCUUCUCAUACUUCUUAAUAUGUCAUGUUCAUUAUGCCUGUACAGUUAAUAUAAUCAUUACUUUGGUUAUUAUUUUUUAUAUGUGUUAAUAACGUUUGUAUUUUAAUAAAAAUCUUUCUUGAGAAGUUUUGUAAUACAAGAUCCAAUAUUCUGCACCAAAAACCUGAAAAUAUAAUUCAGAUAAUUCAUCUAAACUGUGCUGUCCCAAAACAGUGCAUUACAAUC
This is a messenger RNA of Pangasianodon hypophthalmus (striped catfish), 2583 nucleotides long. RefSeq lists its product as uncharacterized. NCBI's taxonomy places the organism in Eukaryota, Metazoa, Chordata, Actinopteri, Siluriformes, Pangasiidae. The record is from RefSeq and is a predicted model, not a curated record. Bases 753 to 1664 code for a protein of 303 amino acids. Gene Ontology annotation, cellular component: nucleus. Gene Ontology annotation, molecular function: RNA polymerase II cis-regulatory region sequence-specific DNA binding; DNA-binding transcription factor activity, RNA polymerase II-specific. The transcript has 3 exons. Gene Ontology annotation, biological process: regulation of transcription by RNA polymerase II; epidermal cell differentiation.